Messenger RNA from Vigna angularis (adzuki bean), 965 nucleotides. RefSeq names its product guanine nucleotide-binding protein subunit gamma 2. Lineage: Eukaryota; Viridiplantae; Streptophyta; Magnoliopsida; Fabales; Fabaceae. Bases 404 to 724 code for a protein of 106 amino acids. The record is from RefSeq and is a predicted model, not a curated record. The transcript is spliced from 5 exons. Gene Ontology annotation, biological process: G protein-coupled receptor signaling pathway.
UGAAGACAAAAAAGACAGAAAAAACGAGAAACUAAAAAGAAAACCAGCUUUGUUGUUGUGUUCCAAUUCCAACAACAGAGCCCAAAAACGACAACUUUAAGUUCAACACAAUACUUGAAGCCAAGUUUUUCUUUUUCACCCAAUUUUCCGCUCCACUCUCAAUCCUUUCAAACUUCACUCAAAAUACCCUUCUUUCUCUCUCUAUUUCUCUUAUGUUCUUCCCCAAACAAACACAACAACACCCGUCUGACCUGUCUCUUUCUCUGCGUUUUCAGUACGCUUAGAUCCUGCUCUAUUGUUUUCUGAACCCCUCCAUCCUGCUUCUAUGGCCAUCCCUUGAUCAUGGGGUCCAUCAAGAUUUUAUAUUUUAGAUUUUCCAUCGCCACCACCUCACUCUCACAGAAUGCAAUCGGGUGGGCCUGAAUCCGCUAGCCCCGUGACCCACAGGGUUCAGUCUCUAUCUUCCGCAGAUACCAGAGGGAAACAUAGGAUACAUGCUGAACUCAAGCGCUUGGAGCAGGAAGCAAGAUUUUUAGAGGAAGAGCUGGAAAAACUUGAAAGGAUGGAGAAGGCGUCUACGGCGUGCAAAGGACUGCUCAGCAACGUGGAAACAAAACCUGAUCCAUUACUACCAUCAACAAUUGGACCCGUAAGUCCUACAUGGGAUCGAUGGUUUGAGGGCCCCCAAGAUUCUAAAGGCUGCUGUAGAUGCUGGAUUCUCUGAUGAACAAUGCUAAUUGCCAAUCCUUCCUUCUUCCCUUUUUUAAUCCAAGAUUGGUUUAGAAAUUGUGAGUUUUGAAACAAUAUUGUUAUUGGCAAUUUUUCAUGAUUGUUCCUAUGUGCGGAUGACAAUUAUAGCAAAUACAUAGCUUUUAUGUUUCAGUUGACAGCUUAAUUACUGAGACGAUAACUACCAAGCCAUGAUGACAGUAUAUAUGUAUAUAAUUUUUUUUUUCCAUUGCAAA